AUGCAUAGGUCGCGGGGUAACAUGGACAUUCCUCUAUCCUUAGCGCCAUGGGGGUGCCUGGUGGCCUCGAGCUGUUCGCUGUCUGAUUCUGAUGUGUCAGGUGUUGUUUCUCGAAAGGAAAUUGACAAACAAAAACAAAAAGAAAGAUCUGCAUCAAAGACGAAAGUCAGGAAAAGAAAGACAAGUCAAAAGGGUGAUUUUUUUAAAAAUCUUAAAAAGAAAGAAAAGAAAAAUAACAAGAAAGAAAAAAAGUUACAAAAAAAUAAGAAAGAAAAGUUUAAAUGGAAUGAAAUUGAAGCCAAAAUACAAGGGUUAAAGCAGAAAUUGGUGGAGCAGUUAGAUUCUAUGUCCGAUGAUGAAGACUUUUUGACAAUAAGAACUGAGGCCGAAGAGCUUAUGAAUGAUUUUGCCGAGGAUCUCUUUCAGGAAAUUAGUCAACCAACAAAAAGCGGCACUCGUCGGCUGGAAAUACUGAUUCAAAAAAAUACAAAAUCUAUCCCGAAGGAACCGACGGACCGACCCGAGGCGUUGCCCCAAAUCGGGUGGAAUCUCCCGAAACGCCCAAAAAUCAGGGAACGGCUCGCUCUCGGAGAUCCGGCCAGGGAUUCGGAUAUCGAGACGGGCAAACGAAAAUCUUUCGACCCCGAAGGUCAGUUUGCGAAUACGUUUAAGUUUAUUUUUUCUCAAGAAAGGCUUCUUCGCAGGCUAGCUGCGCAUCGAUUUUAUCAUUCAGCUUCACUCCAGAAAGAGACCGGCGGAAGCGAGUCAAGACCAGGAAGGCGGUUGACGGAAGCGCUAGAGCUCACUUCCAAAGUGUGCGUCCGGCGUGAGAGGCCGACCUCGUUGCGCCAGGCUAACGCCUCCGCCUCCAGCCUGCUGCUGAGGGCCGUCGCCGAGCGCGCCAAAAGAGCCUGCUCAGCGUGA
Messenger RNA from Pieris macdunnoughi, 924 nucleotides. The record is from the annotation of a GenBank genome assembly. NCBI's taxonomy places the organism in Eukaryota, Metazoa, Arthropoda, Insecta, Lepidoptera, Pieridae.